UUUCUUUGUUAUUUUCUUGAGAUGUUGAUGUCUUGAGGAGAGAUCUCAGUCACCUCUGAAUCGACAACAUGAAGACAAACGCUGCAGAAUACUUCAGCAGCCUUUCGCCUCUCAAAGCUGCUCACAACACAUCAGGAAGCAGUGUGUAUGAGAGCCACGUGCAAAAUGGUCGUUCAGGGCGGUGCCAUUGCUGCCCCUAUGGAUAUCACAUCGACCUGGACUUUGUGCGAUACUGUGACAUGCUCACACAGGGCUCGAAGAAUGACAGCCCAACCCUUCGACACCUCAAGAAGCUCAAGCGGGCUAGGCGACGACAAACAAAGUCCAUGGAGGUUCUUCUCGGCCUGUCUCCGGGGAAGGAAAACGAAGCGCCACCCAACCAACUCUCACAGACGAGGCUGGAGAUUAUUGAGGAGCCAAGGAAGAUUGAGAUUCUGAAACAUGAGACCUCCUCGAUUGCACGAAGGUCCCAGUCGCUGCGGGAACGAACGCCCCCUCCCCCUCCACCCAGGCGAUGCAGGACCCCUCUGAUGUCUCCCCCACCGGAUGUCAUCAACACCACGUCCCACUCCAGCUCCGGCCUCAACUCCAGCUCCAACCUGGAUGCGAGUGAGGCCCUGCAGGAGGCAGUUCUCGACUUCGAAGAGAUGCUUGAGAACUCCCGUGAGAGACGUAACCACCAGAGGGACCGUGCAGACACCCUGCCUGCCCCCAAUGUGCCCUCCCUUGAUCUUCUCCACCAUACACCUCCGCCACAGCAAAAUCACCACCACCACUCCCUAAGCCCCAAGCUAGGGGGCGUUUUAGUGACGCGCUCGCACUCGCUCCCCAGGCAAUGGUUUAACAGACCUCUCCUCUCGCCACCUACCUCCUCCCAGCCCUCUCCUACACAUCCCUCCACACACACCCCUGACGAGACCACUCCAGGGCUCGCAGAGGGACGAACACAGAUGGCGGUGCUGAAGGCCUUGCGCCGCAGCUGGGCCAGGUACACCAUAGGGGGCCGCAUUCCCCGCCGCUUCUCAGAUGGUGCAAUGCUUGAGGACUCGCCGCUGCUGAGCCGCCACCAGCACACCAACUCCACCUCCUCCCUCUCCUCUGUCUGCUCUACCCCAGGCUAUCAGGGUGGGGCCCCUCACUCAUCCACUCUGCCGUCAGGUGGAGGCUAUGGGGUCUCACCGAGCGCCCCACUCAACAAUGGACUCUCACCUGGAUUCGGACUGCCACCAAGCAAUGUAGGAAUAAUUCAGCAACAAAUGCCGCCCUCCCCACAUCUCUCUGACACCCUGGCGGCACUCAACGCUAGCAGUCGGGGCUACUAUCCGGCUGCGAUGCAGGACUUUGACACUAUGAGUGUGACGUCUGCCAUGUCUGGGGUCAGCACCUCCACGCUCCAGUCCAUUCGCGAUCAAAUGGCAACGAGUUUGAGUCGACUGAAGGAACUGGAGGAGGAAGUCAAGACCAUCCCAGUGCUGCAGGUCAAGCUGAAUGUCCUGAAGGAGGAGAAGCGGUUCCUCCUUCAGCAGCUCAAGGCGUUGAGGCUCAAGGGAGAUGACGUGCCCUUCCUGCUUCCACCUGGAUUGGACAGCGACCUCACCGACCUCUCAGAGGAUGAGCUGGAGGGUCGUUUGGCCUCCCUAAAGCAUCACCGUCGGCCAUCACGCAGGCGUAGCGAGUCACCCAUGCGGGUCAACCUGGAGGAGUUCCGUUCGUAUCGGCGUGCAAGGCGAGGCUCUAUCUCAGAGGGCUCAGAGUGUGAGUCAGUGCGAUCAGUGGCAGAUGAAACGCCUCUUUUCAUUAAAGAGGUGCAGGAUCACACCUCAGAGCGUCGUCUUAGCUAUGACACGUCUGCUGAGAGGCGCUUGGGCUUGGACCAGGCUGGAGAGAAGAGAGUGAGUCACAGUAUGCCCAGCACCCCUCUUGUUCCCCGGAAGAGUGUCCGUGACGCAUCUACUAGUUGCCGAGUUCUGACAAGAGACAUAGGGGUAUCCCAUAUAGGAGCACGCACACGUUCUGUUGGCCUCACCACGGAUAAGGUAGAGGUAGAUAGGAGGAAAGAGAUCAAGGCCAAACCCUGCAUGCAGUGCUAUGAGAGGAAUCGCAGGACCUUUGAAAGCAAGGGGGUGGGGACUCCCACAGAGCUACAAGGAGACAAGCACAGGCGGCUGAGCAUGAGCAGUGUGUCUUUGGAGAGUGUAGAGCCAGAUGAUGUGGAUGCAGACCAUAGGGAUCCUUUGGAGAGAGAAGGCAGCCCGAAGAAUGCAUUUCUGCAAAAACUGGGCAGGAAGUCUGCCAUUAUCAGCCGGCUGUCAGAGCCGCAGCUAGCUCCUCCAGUGCUCACUUUUGACAAUUCCACCAACACAGAGCAUGUGCAUACUAGGGACCAGAGACUCAACACCAGUAUUUCCAUGAAGGAUCUUUUCUCAAGAGAAGAGCUCAACCAACAGCUGGCCGAUGCGAAGAGGAAGUGGGAGGCGACAAGGGAGGCCCAGGCUAUAGCACAUGAGAGGAGGCGAGAGAUGCAUAAACCCCUCAUGAUAGAUUGUGGGGUCCAGGUGGCCACAAAGGAUCCCAGCUUCACCAAAACAAAGUUCCAGCCUCUCUUGCAAAGCAUUGGUGUGAUGGCCAAGCCCUCCUUAGUUGAUAUGGGUGUGGGGAUGGCAAAACUCACAGACCUCCUCUGUGACAAGUGUAGCAAUGUGAAGAAGCGGUCUGUUGGAUCUGGAGAUGGACUGACGACGGAUCUCAUUUGUGAUAAAUGUACUAACACAAAAACUAGAUCUGUUGGUGUUGGAGAUUACAAACUAAGUGAUAUUUUGUGUGAGAAAUGUUCACAGGUUCAAACAAAAUCAGUGGGUUCCAGCAGUGAUAGGAUCACUGACAGAAUAUGUGACCAUUGCAAUAACCUACACACUCGUUCUGUAGGGACGGGAACAACCUUAUUCACAGAACACACCAGAGCUCCUAAAAUGUCAACUGCAUGUGUGCAAACAUCGAAGCCAGACACUCGGACCACAGGAGUUAAUACGCAACCCAUAAACUUGAAGAAGGAAGAACUGACUCUAGAUCCAAGUGCAUCUCCCCCAAGUCCAGCCCUCACACCAGAAGUCGAGCGAAGGUCCUUCGGCAGUUCUGGUGUGCGGAUAUGUGACAAGUGCCAUGAGACAAUUCACUCAGUUGCGAAAGACAUAGUGAAUACAAGUGGCACUGCAUCAGCAACCAAUCUUCCACCUCUCCCCCCACAGACAUCGAAAAUCCCACGGCUAGUAGACCUAACCAAAGUGGAACCGAGAUUAGAUGCCCCCAGACAGGACCUAAAAUCCACUAGCAACAUUUCAAUGAGUCUAGGGUCUAGUUGCUCAGAAACUCAGAUCUCAAGCUUGAGCAGUAGCUUCACCGAGUCCAAACCCUCUUCAGCAAUGACCCGGAGUCUGACGAGAAUGGACUCUGCUCCGACUAAACCUGCCAAGCUUGAACGGCCCUCGAAUGCCUCCAGUGAUACCUCUCCAGUCAGAUAUAGUCACUCACCUAAUCAGGUUACAUCAAGUGAUAAUUCCUCCCUUAAGUAUAGCCCAUCUUCAAUGCUGAGCUUGGCGAGCAGAGGGCGUACCAAGUCAGACCUAGGCCCCAGUACAUUAAAGGAAAGUCAGCUGCCCAAAAUCAGUCAAAAAACCGAAACUUCAAAAGUUAGUCAGGGAAGUCCUUCCAAGAAAACUGUCCAGGGCACCAGUACCGGUACUAGUACUAGUAGUACCAGUACCAGUACCAGUACCAGUACCAGUACCAGUACCAGUACCCGUACUAUUACCAGUACCAGUACUAGUACCGCCACCAGUACCACCACCAGUACCACCACCAGUACCACUGCCACCUCCAAAGCUGAAUCGGCAGUAGCUGGGAGCUCGACGCAGAGUAAGCGUGUUCCGUACGUGCGCCAGGACACCUACACCAAGUUUUCAGAAGGCCUGAUCAAUCUGGGCUUUGACGAGAGUGCUGAUGCAGAGCAGGCAAAGCGGCAGAAGGAGGAGAAGGCCAAGGAGUCUGCCACAAAGAAUCUCUCGGCAAUAACGGAGAGCAACAACAAUAACAGUGACGCCUCAAAGCAAGUUGCCAAAGUGGAAAAGCAGGAAAAAGAAGCAGAGAAGAAGGAGGAGAGUCCAAAAAAGUCAAAGGAGGCGGAACCUGUGAUCCAAGGGCGGAAGGAGCAGGAGAGCGCGUCGUCAUCCGACAGCGAAUCCGAGAAUGAGACGUGCGACGAGGAAUCUUUAUUGGGGGCAUCAUUUAGCUCUCAGGCUGUGAACUCGGUGUUCCAGAGUUCCUCCUCGCUUUUCACCACAACCAGCGAAAAGAGUAGGAAGAAAUUCCAGCCACCACGAGAGAUGAAAGCUGCCCUAAAGGUUGUAAAUGACUCCAUUGGCAAGCCAGUGCGGUCGGGACAGCAGCUUACCAAUGCUGUCAAUAUAAUUCAGAAGGAAUGGUUUAAGCUUUCAAGUCAGAAGGAUGCCGAUCCACAUGCUGUAGAAGAUUACAUGGAUGUGUUUGAGGACUAUUCAAAGGCACUCCUACAGCGUGUUGUCAACCUUGCCGAUGUGAAUGGCAACACGGCAAUGCACUAUGCAGUCUCGCACGGUAACUUUGAUGUUGUCUCGGUGCUUCUGGACUCCAAGGUGUGCAACGUCAACCAGCAAAACAAGGCGGGCUAUACAGCAAUCAUGUUAGUGUCGCUGGCACAGAUCCGAUCCGACACGCAUGCCAGUGUCGUCCAGCGGCUCUUUCAGCUCGGCGAUGUCAACAUCAAAGCCAGUCAGCAUGGCCAGACAGCCCUCAUGCUGGCCGUCUCCCACGGACGGCUGGACAUGGUAGGCCUCCUGGCGGCCGCAGGAGCUGAGAUCAACAUCCAGGAUGAGGAUGGCUCAACGGCCCUCAUGUGUGCAGCUGAGCACGGACACUUGGCCAUCGUCAAGUUCCUCCUCAGCCAGCCUGAUACUGAUCCCACACUUAUGGAUAAUGAUGGCAGCACAGCUCUCACCAUAGCAGUGGAAGCAGGACACAAAGAUGUGGGCGUGUUAUUGUACAAGCACAUGAACCUCUCUCGUGGCUCCUCGCCCUAUUCCUCUGUCAGAAUCAAGCGGUCGCGCACCCCGACCAUGUCCCGGUCCUCAAUCACCCCGCCCCCAAGGUCCUCGGCACCCUCCUCCCCGGGGCGCUCGAGGAAAUCCUCCGCGCCACACUCCCCGGGCCGUUCCAGGCAGAGCUCGGCCUCCCUGUCCAAUCUCAUGAUCUAGGGCUGAAAUUUUAGUGUUGUCGCUCUCAUUUGUAUGUGAUUUUUUUUCUCUUGUUUUUAAUUUUUUCUUUCUUCUUUCAUGUGUAAAGUAUUUUUUUUUUUUUUUUCAAACUCUUCAGUGUAGAAAUCAAUGCAGGAGCUUUGUAAAGCCCAUAUAUCUUUAGCUAAAGGUCUAGUGAUGAAAACUACAAUGAUAAAGAUGACGACAUUUGGUGCUUACUGGUUGCCGCCCUUACUUCUGAACUGCAUUCCGGGGGAUCUGAUCUUGUUAACAACACUGUUUAAUUUUCCGUGCUGUUGGCCCUUAUCUCCCUCAAAUCAUAAGUGAAACUCCCAACUCAUAACUUCAAUGGCUUUAUGGAUGGUGCUUUUAUUAACAGUGAAAAGCCAUAAAAGCACAAGCAGUUUGUUUCUUUUGACAUCAGAGCUUGAGGAUCGCAUUUAUGUUGCGUUCUGUUGUGAGAGCUUUGUCAUGCAUUAUUGAUUGUAGUGAUGCUGACAUUUCUAUAAUGGGUUCAGGCCUAAAAUUGUGAAGGUCUCUUAUGUUUUUUUUUUUUUUAUAAUAA
Messenger RNA from Penaeus chinensis, 5850 nucleotides. Its product is annotated as KN motif and ankyrin repeat domain-containing protein 1-like. Lineage: Eukaryota; Metazoa; Arthropoda; Malacostraca; Decapoda; Penaeidae. Gene Ontology annotation, molecular function: protein binding. The transcript is spliced from 20 exons. The record is from RefSeq and is a predicted model, not a curated record. Gene Ontology annotation, biological process: negative regulation of actin filament polymerization. Gene Ontology annotation, cellular component: cytoskeleton; cytoplasm. Bases 69 to 5285 code for a protein of 1738 amino acids.